Uloborus diversus is the source of this 1674-nucleotide messenger RNA. RefSeq names its product growth factor receptor-bound protein 14-like. Lineage: Eukaryota; Metazoa; Arthropoda; Arachnida; Araneae; Uloboridae. The transcript has 13 exons. Bases 10 to 1674 code for a protein of 554 amino acids. Gene Ontology annotation, biological process: signal transduction. The record is from RefSeq and is a predicted model, not a curated record.
UGCGUGCAUAUGGUGGGUAGAGUGUGUUGUUGCUUGUGUAUUUAUAGUGUGCGAGUGUCGAGACUGACUCGGGAUUGUUGUUUGUGUUUUCAGGAGGAGGUGGCCCCUGAAGUCGGAAGGAUGAGCUGCAUCGAACUUCCACGGCCCGGAAAUAUCUUGUGUGGCAAACCGAAAGAGGGCGACAUAUCUUGCCAACUGUUGCUCGGAACAUCCGCUUCUUCCGUCGAGUCUGAAACCUUCGCCAGCUAUGCUUCCCACAAAAGAACCGACGAACCCAGAGAGGUGACAUUAGACUUCUACACAGAAGAUGGCGUUCAGCAAAAAUUGGUUGUGGAGGAAAACUUACGGGUAUUGGACUUAUGUCAGUUGCUUACUCUCAAAUUCAAUGUUGCCAGAUCUCAUACUUGGACAUUGGUUGAACAGCUGACAUCACUUGGCAUAGAGCGCAGCUUGGAAGACCACGAAGAUGUCCUACAAGUAUAUGCUGGGUGGAAUCAUUGGAAAGGUGGCCCAGAAAAUAAAUUCAUUUUCAAGCAAGAUUUUCGAAAGUAUGAAUUCUUCCGCACACCCCAGCAAUUUUUUCCACUUUCAAUGCUGGAUCUGGGAUCAAGUAUCGAAUGUUUGUCGGAGUCUGCUGAUUUAGCAAAGUUUGUUACUUUGCAGAAUAUUUUAAGCAAUGGAGAGAAAUCACCUACUGUUCAGAGUCUUCUAUGGUGCAGGGAACCUGGAAAAGACUCCUGGAAGAGGUUAUUCUUUAGAAUAGAAGGUCACACACUGUGUUUUGCUUCCGCAUCCUAUGCAAAAGAUGAGAAACAACAGUUGUGGCCAUUCAGGGAUCUAUCAGAAUAUGAAAUUUAUACUCCUAUUGAAAAAAGUUGUACUACUCCGACAUCUUAUAGCUUUUGCCUGAAGAAUUCCGUAUGUCCAGAAGAAGAUUCUCGGAAUCUGCUGUGGCUCUCCUGUGAGAGCGAGAGACAUCGUCGGUGCUGGAUCGUUGCUCUCCGAUUAGCCAAAUAUGGAAGGAAAAUUCGAGAGAAUUAUAAGGAACUUCAGUCCAGGCAUUCAGAUUGUGCUCUUGAUUCCGAAGAUGGUGGAAUUACGAAUCCCAUGGAAUUGCUCUCUGAUUACACUCCAAUGAAACCUCGAGUUGCCAUGGAUUUUACAGGAUCUCAGAGUAGGAUUGUGGAUGAUCCGAAAGAAGCAAAAGCCAUAGCUGCCGCUGAAGGCCAUACAUGGAAGCGUCGCUUGCCCUGCUGUCGGGCCCCUUCGGGGGCGGGGGGCAAGGAGCAAGAGCCCAGUCCCACUGCCAGGCCAGCCCUGGAGUUUGGGGUCCACGCCCUCCAGCCCUGGUUUUACAGCGGGAUGUCCAGAGACGAGGCCACACACCUGCUCACCAAGUACGGGACUGUAGACGGGGUCUUUCUGGUGAGAGAAAGUCGAAGGAAUCCCGGGAGCUUUGUUUUAUCCUAUGUAUACAACCAUAAAGUACAUCAUUGCCAAAUAUUUCCGGUUGAAGAAAAGGACCAGCUAUGCUAUUCUUUGGACAAUGGCCGCACCAAAUUCUACGACUUGUUGCAACUGGUCGAAUUUUAUCAACUAAACUUAGGCUCCCUGCCCACCAAGCUCACACAUUUCUUGGUGCAUCGACCACGCACCAACGGGCAAAUCAACUGA